Molecule: messenger RNA, 3414 nt
Organism: Styela clava
Lineage: Eukaryota; Metazoa; Chordata; Ascidiacea; Stolidobranchia; Styelidae
Product: lysosomal alpha-glucosidase-like
Biological process (GO): carbohydrate metabolic process
Molecular function (GO): alpha-1,4-glucosidase activity; carbohydrate binding
Source: RefSeq, a predicted model, not a curated record
AUGCGUAUUCUUUUACUACUUUCGGCAAGUUUUCUCGUCAUAUAUCAGGUUCACGCAUACAGCGCUGCAACAUGUCCAUCUAACAUUCCAGAAUUUUCCCGCGAAGAUUGUUACCCCAGCGGAGGGGCGAGUGAAUCGAGUUGCAUUUCAAAAGGAUGUCUAUGGUGCGAGACAGCAGAUUACAGUAACCCAAAUCAGUAUCCGUGGUGUUUCUACGACACGUCUGCAACAACUCAAACUCCAAGUGGAGAAUGUACCGACUGCUCAUGUCAAAAUAAGAGAGAUUGCUAUCCGGAAGCUGGAUCCUCGCAGUCUGGUUGUCUUGCAAGGGGUUGUCUAUGGUGCGAGAGCAACAUACAAGGAGAACCAUGGUGCUUCCACAGUGACAACACUGCGACUGCGGCUACUGGAGCAACAGAGUCUCCCGGUGAAUGCACCACGUGUUCCUGCUCCAACAAGAUCGAUUGUUACCCAGAACCGGGGUCGUCUGAGCAAGGUUGCGCAUCGCGAGGUUGCUUGUGGUGUCCUAGUGGUAUCCAAGGAGAACCUUGGUGUAUUACUUCAAACGGAGUUACCGCACCACCAGGAACAGGCGGUGGAGGUGGCGUUUGUCCAACUGAUAUCCCUGAAUCCAAUAGAAUUGAUUGUUGGCCUGGCGGUGGCGCUAGUGCAGGAGGAUGUGUGGAUUCGGGGUGUAUUUGGUGCGAAAGCAAUACUCCUGACACUCCUUGGUGCUUUUUCAAUACCACCGAUCUACCUGAAGGAAUUCCUGACGAAGAAAGAAUAAAUUGCAUACCAGAAGGAGGAUUCAGUCCAAAUGAAUGUGAAGCUAGAGGCUGUGUUUUUGCCUCAGCAGGAUCGCAAGCCGCACCGAUGUGCUAUUUCCCAGACACAUACGGAUAUCAAAUGGUUGGGAGUCCCGUAUCAACUGCCACAGGAUUUGAAAUAACGCUCGCAAGAGUUUCCGCUGGUUCUUUGUAUGGAAAUGAUGCCGAAAAUUUGCUUUUGACAAUUGAUUAUGACACAGACUACAGAAUCCACUGGAAAUUUACUGAUAUUGCUAAUAGUGACCGAUUUGAAGUUCCGUUGACAAUUAAUGGAGCAUCUGGAACGAAAUCUAUAAACACUUUGUACGACUUCGCCUACACAAAUAAUCCCGUAUUCAGCUUCCAGAUUGUAAGAAAAUCAUCUGGUGCAGUUUUGUGGGACACAUCUCUUGGUGGCCUGACUUUCAGUGAUCAAUUCUUACAAAUUGCUACCAGAGUACCCGAAGGAAUGACCGUGUAUGGCUUUGGAGAAACGGAACAUGAAACUCUGAAGCACAAAUUUGAUUGGAGUGCAUGGGGUAUGUAUUCUCGAGAUCAACCACCAGCCGGAGUGGGGAACUUGUAUGGUGUACACCCUUUCUACGUGGCGAUUGAACAAGACGCGAGUUCUCACGGAGUGCUUCUUCUAAACUCCGCUGCGCAAGACAUCACAUUCACCCCUGCACCUGGACUUCUUUACAGAACAAUAGGCGGCGUUCUUGAUUUCUAUAUGUUUUUUGGUCCUGAACCCAAGGCCGUAAUAGAACAAUACAAUGAAGCAAUCGGAAAACCAUUUUUUCCACCGUAUUGGUCACUUGGUUUUCAGUUAUGUAGAUAUGGAUAUGGAAGCCUAACAACUGUAAAAGAAACAGUCCAACGCAUGGAUAGUUAUAGAAUACCUCUGGACGUACAAUAUGGCGACAUCGAUUACAUGGACGAACAACGCGAUUUCACCUACGACCAUACCACCUACGCUGGGUUGCCAGAAUACGUUAAAGAGCUACAGGCGGGUGGAAAACAUUAUGUCAUAAUUCUGGAUCCAUGUUUGACCGCAGACGACCCACCCGGUGCUUAUCCUCCAUACGAAAGAGGUGUAGCUGCCGACGCCUAUGUCAAAAAUGCGGACGGAACCGACGCGCUUGGGAAGGUAUGGCCGCCUGGUAACAGCGUAUUCCCGGAUUAUUCCAGUCCUUCCGCUCAAGCAUGGUGGACAGAUGAAUGCAAACGUUUCCAUGAUGUGAUCAGCUUUGAUGGAUUGUGGAUUGACAUGAAUGAACCAGCAAACUUCGUAACAGGAAGUGUGACGGGAUGCAAUGACAAUACAAUAAACUAUCCUCCUUAUCACCCCCUGAUCUGGGGUGACACACUGGCAGACAAAAGUAUGUGUCCGGAUGCACAACAUUUCAUGGGCUCCCACUAUGAUACACACAGUCUUUAUGGAUGGAGUGAAGCUUACGCUACAUAUAAUGCUGCAUACCAAUCAACAAAUAAAAGACCCUUUGUUGUAUCUCGUAGUACAUUCCCUGGUUCGGGCACUUGGGCAGCUCACUGGUUGGGUGACAAUAAUUCGGGUUGGUCCGAUCUGAAGAAUUCCGUAAUCGGAAUGCUUGAAUUCAACUUCUUUGGAAUUCCAUACAUUGGUGCUGAUAUCUGUGGCUUUAAUGGAAAUGUCAAUGAAGAUCUAUGCGAGCGAUGGAUGGAACUUGGAUCAUUUUAUCCAUACGCUCGUAAUCACAACGGUAUAGGGUAUGCCGAGCAAGAUCCAGCGUCAUUUGGUGACACCUUUGCGGCUCGUGCAAAAUACAAUCUCGAAACAAGAUACACCUUACUACCAUACCUUUACACUCUAUUCUACGAAGCUGCAACCAAAGGUAGUGGUGUAGUGCGCCCUCUAUCUUUCGAGUUUCCAACUGAUGCAGCAACGCACACAAUUGAUGAACAAUUUAUGUGGGGGAGUGGACUGUUGUUUUCACCCGUGUUAUACGAAGGACUUUCAUCUGUUGAUGCCUAUUUCCCAGAUGCCAGAUGGUACGACUACUACAAUGGUGUCGAAGUUGGUGUGAGACAAGGAGAAAUGUCGGUCCCUGCUCCUCUGGGAACUAUUCCUAUUCAUGUUCGCGGAGGCUCAAUUCUGCCCACUCAAGAUCCAGCAGUGAAUACGGUACUGUCAAGAAAUAAUCCCUUCGGUCUCAUCAUUGCUUUGGAUGACAGUGGUAAUGCUAAUGGAGAACUGUUCUGGGACGAUGGUGAUACAAUGGAAACAAUAGAGAAUGGAGACUAUGCUCUUUUCAGAUUCUCAGUUUCAAAUGGACAACUCACAACAGCACUAAUCAACCCGAACAACAUAAUCAAUAGUAUGGUAAUGGGAUCACUCAGAAUAUUUGGAGUUACAUCGAAUCCAAGCACUCUUUAUGUCAACGGAAUGCCUAAACUUUUCAGUUUCAGCAACGGGGUCAUCGAGGUAGAUGGAAUGGAUGAAGUUAUGUCAGCGUCUUUCAACGUGCAGUGGUGAAAAGUCUUUCCAUAGUGCUUUAUCGAAAUAUAUCAUUCAAAACUUAAUAAUUAGUUGUCAUUGAAACAAAUUAAUAAACUUGGAAACAACAAAGUA